Molecule: messenger RNA, 2576 nt
Organism: Sceloporus undulatus (fence lizard)
Lineage: Eukaryota; Metazoa; Chordata; Lepidosauria; Squamata; Phrynosomatidae
Gene: RABL3
Product: RAB, member of RAS oncogene family like 3
Exons: 8
Coding region: 86-796 (236 amino acids)
Biological process (GO): intracellular protein transport
Cellular component (GO): endomembrane system
Molecular function (GO): GTPase activity
Source: RefSeq, a predicted model, not a curated record
CAACCGUCCUGGCUCGCCAGUGAUUGGUCCCAGGGCGGAAAGGUGGGACGAGUGAGUGAGGAGGAUCCCUCCGAGGCGAGACAAAAUGGCCGCCUUGGAGCGGGUGAAGGUGCUGGUCCUGGGAGACUCAGGUGUGGGGAAGUCAUCACUUGUUCACUUGUUGUGUCACAAUCAAAUGUUGGGAAAUCCAUCUUGGACUGUGGGGUGCUCCGUUGAUGUUCGAAUUCAUGACUACAAGGAAGGAACUCCAGAAGAAAAAACAUAUUACAUUGAAUUGUGGGAUGUUGGCGGCUCAGUGGGUAGUGCCAGCAGCGUGAAAAGCACACGCGUAAUGUUCUACAACUCAGUUAAUGGCAUAAUUUUAGUACAUGACCUAACCAACAAGAAGUCCUCCCAGAACUUGUAUAGAUGGUCUUUGGAAGCUCUCAACAGGGAUACUGCUCCAUCUGGAGUCCUUGUGACAAAUGGGGACUAUGAUCGUGAACAGUUUGCUGAUAACCAGAUUCCACUGCUUGUCAUAGGAACAAAACUAGACCAGAUUCCAGAGAUGAAACGUAAUGAUGUCUUGACCAGAACUGCUUUUCUUGCGGAGGAUUUUGGUGCAGAAGAAAUUAAUCUUGAUUGCACCAGCCCUCGGUACCUAGCUGCAGGCUCCUCCAAUGCUGUCAAGCUGAGUAGAUUCUUUGAUAAGGUCAUAGAAAAAAGAUACUCUUUAAGAGAUGGUAAUCAGAUUCCUAGCUUUUCAGAGAGAAAGAGAAUUGGCGGUGGCUUUGUCAAGAGUCUCCACUAUGACUGACCAUCAUUUGUCAUCCAGAGGCUAUGGAAAAUUAAUUAUAUUACCUUUACUGCAAUAUUCCUUUUGUGUUAAACUAAAUCAGGUUCUCCAGUACAUAAAUCAACAGGACGCUUCAAAUGCAAAGUUGUUUGAAUGUAUACAGAAAUGCAUCUUCUUAGAUCUUUUUGAAAAGAACCUUUUGGACACAGCAGAAUAAGAUAAUUAUAUUAUGAAUUUCACUGUGUGAUGCAUUGUCUCAUACCAACAGGUUUUUGAUGUUUUAAAGGUGUUUUAAAGAUCUGUAAACCCAUAUCAUAGCCCUUCAAAGAAUGGUGAUGCUAAAAAUAAUUCAGAAAUCAGAGAUAGUCAAUUAGUUGAAACAGCAUUCCCUUUUACCAUUUAAUAUACCAUCAGAUAAUAUAUCGCUGAUUGCAACCUAUAGCUAAGGGACCAUAAAUAAUUAUAAACAAGAAAGGAAACUGGAUAAUGAUUGUGGAGAGGGAGAUUGAAAGUAUGUGUCACUAGUUAAUCUUAUUCUGAAUCAGUUAUCUGGAUGCUGUUGCUUUUGCAACCAAGGCAGCACAGGAGACCUGGCAUAAGGUAGAAGAACUGGUAGAUUUGCAGUAUGGGAGAGGAAUACAGGUCUGCAGAAGUAAUCUUAAUGGACCCCAAUCCACUCCCCCAAAACAUAAAUGCUCCUAGAGUGAGCUAUAAACAUUAAAUCCUUAAUGGUCAUGGAAUGCUGACUACUGAAUAGAUUACUAAAAAGGAGAGAUGGAGGCAAAGGGACUUAGAUAUUGAAGACCAGAGAGAACCACUUCACUUUGAGUAAUUCAUAUCAAAGUUCCAAAUGAGAAGAUUUAUUUUUAAAUGUCCUGAGAGAGCUGUCCUUAAAAACCUCAGGGAGCUCAAGAAAUCUUAACGUUUUAAUGAGACCAGAGGUGGGUAUCAAUCCCUCCCCGGCUUCUUAACACCCUCCGAUUCUAGCGACAAUGAAUUUGUGCUCUUUGUAACUUGGUUUUUGUUUGGUGUGAAACCUUUUUUAACAUCCUACUGAUACAAGUUCCAGAGUGAACAUGGUUCUCUCUCCAUAGUGCAAACUAGGAGGGUCUGUGGCAUUUUGACAGCUUUUUGCUAUAUUUCAUGCUUAAUACACUGAGUGGUCCACAGCAGUCUUGCCUAUCCCAAUUGCAGGUUUGGGAAGGAGGAAGGCUUACAGCAGCCCCACAGUGUUACCUACUGCUUUUAUUCCUUUUUUUAAAAAAAUCAUUUUUAUUAAUAAUAAAAAACAACCACACACAUAUUUUAUCUAUAUAUCUGAAACAUACAGGCAUAAACAACAAUAAAACUAUAAACACUACUAAACAACAAAACAAAAAUAAAAAACGCAAAACCAACACUAGUGACUUCCUAUCCCCUAACUGAUGAAUAUAUUUCCAUAUAUACUGUACUUCUUUAAAUAAUAAUAUAUUUAUGCUUCUAUAUCAUACAAACUUAGCAAUUUACAAAAUCUAAAACUGAUAUAUGGCCCCAAUGAGACUGUAAAAAAGUAAUAAACAAUUCCCAGUUUUUCUUUAAAAUAUUCAAUGCUUUCUCCUUAAUUAACAUUAUCUGUAUGUCCAUCUCAGCAAGUUCAGUUACUGUAUCUCCACCAACCAAUCUUCUUUUGUUGGAAUGACAGUAUCCUUCCAUUUGGGGGCAUAAACUAUUCUUGCUGCAGUUACCAUAUAUUGUAAAGUCCUCCAUAUUUCUUCUCAGUUUGUUCAUCUAACAUGCCCAAUAAAAACAUUUCUGGUUUCAA